AUGUAUCAAGUAUUCAUCCUCUUCUCGAUGCUGGCAUCAGAAGUCCUGGCACACGUCGUUCUUGAGAACCCAAAGCCCUUCAAAUUUGCCGCUGACGGUCCUACUAACCCUAUCUCUAGCACAGGCGACGACUUCCCUUGUAAAAUGCCACAUGCUGGGGCUACAUACGAGAUUGACGGACCUCCCACGCUCAUGGCCAUCGGGGAGACUUUCGAAGAAAUUUUCAAGGGGCAGGCUGUACAUGGGGGCGGUAGCUGCCAAUUUGCUCUUAGCGCCGAUGCAAAGCCAACGAAAGACUCAAAAUGGAUGGUCAUCCACUCUAUCGAAGGCGGAUGUCCGGCUCGCAACCAGAAGGGUAACCUCGAGGGCCCGAACAAAGAUAAGUACCCUUUCACGAUCCCUAACAGUAUCAUCCCGGGCGACUAUGUUUUUGCUUGGAUCUGGCUCGCUAGGGUUGGCGGCCAGCCCAAGUACUACAUGAACUGUGCUCCUGUUAUUAUUACCGGCAUGAGAAAAAAGCGUGAUGAUUUUGCCGGCCGCCGAAAGUCGUUGGCCAGGCGCGAACAAUUCCCCGAGCUUUUCAUGGCGAACAUGGGUGAUGUCUCCGGUGGCUGUACCACCGGAGAGGCCUUGAACGCGCAGAUUCCCAUUGCGUUCCCCAAUUCUGGCAUUUAUGUCGACCACCCCGAGGGAAAGAACAAUCUGUUUAAGCAGCCUUGUGAUGGGAACCCUCGAGCAGGAUCAUCAGUAGAACCGCCUUUUGGGGGUAGCGUUACUUCUAGCACGGUUGGAACGGCUGCCUCAAGUUCGACAACAAAGGGCUCUAUUGUUUCUAUUGCCUCGUCUGUUGUCGCUGGGACAACUACUUCAUCUGAGAGGCAUCCUAUGCAGCCUACGAUUCCCACCGACACCGCAGUCUCAACCAAAUUUGGCCCUGCGCCGAUUACUACGACUGUAACAACUGAGGUCACAAUCACUGUAACUGCUACCAUCAUUGCCACAUCAGUCCUCACAAACACGACCGCCGCUAGACCGACAUCUACUACAACUUUAUCGCCGAGUGUACCCGAGCCACUCCCCGGUACUUGUACCGAGGGCUACCUCAUCUGUUUGCCGGAUGAGACUCAUUUUGCUACGUGCACUGGCGGCAAGCUGACUGGUCCGCAACCAAUCGCCCCAGGUUUCAAGUGUACUGCGGGGGAGGGGGAGGGGCUGCAGAUCUCGCCAGCUAUAAUGAAAUAA
Molecule: messenger RNA, 1242 nt
Organism: Colletotrichum graminicola M1.001
Lineage: Eukaryota; Fungi; Ascomycota; Sordariomycetes; Glomerellales; Glomerellaceae
Product: endoglucanase
Exons: 1
Coding region: 1-1242 (413 amino acids)
Source: RefSeq, a predicted model, not a curated record